AAUCAACCAAAUGGUCGGUCCCUGGGUUUAAUAAACCUCUAAUAAUAAUGGCUUUGCUUUUACUCUGAUGACUUGUUCAAAAAUGGAACAAAGAUCACUCCUUUGCUUCCUUUACCUUCUCCUACUCUCCAAUUUUACUCUCAGAGUCGCCGCAAACGUCGAAGGUGAUGCUUUGACUCAGCUGAGAAACAGUUUAUCAUCAGGUGACCCAGCAAACAAUGUACUCCAAAGCUGGGAUGCUACUCUUGUUACUCCAUGUACAUGGUUUCAUGUUACUUGCAAUCCUGAGAAUAAAGUUACUCGUGUUGACCUUGGGAAUGCAAAACUAUCUGGAAAACUGGUUCCAGAACUUGGUCAGCUUUCUAACUUGCAGUACUUGGAGCUUUAUAGCAAUAACAUUACUGGGGAGAUACCUGAGGAGCUUGGCAACUUGAUGGAACUAGUAAGCUUGGAUCUUUACGCGAACAGCAUAAGUGGUCCCAUCCCUUCGUCUCUUGGCAAACUAGGAAAACUCCGGUUCUUGCGUCUUAAUAACAAUAGCUUAUCAGGAGAAAUUCCAAUGACUUUGACUGCUGUGCAGCUGCAAGUUCUGGAUAUCUCAAACAAUCGGCUCACUGGAGAUAUUCCUGUGAAUGGUUCCUUUUCGCUCUUCACUCCUAUUAGUUUUAUGAAUAAUAACUUAACGGCGCUUCCUGAACCUCCACCUACUUCUACCUCUCCUACUUCACCACCACCUUCAGGGAGUCAAAUGACUGCAGCAAUAGCAGGGGGAGUUGCUGCAGGUGCAGCACUUCUAUUUGCUGUUCCAGCCAUUGCGUUUGCUUGGUGGCUCAGAAGAAAACCACAGGACCACUUUUUUGAUGUACCUGCUGAAGAAGACCCAGAGGUUCAUUUAGGACAACUCAAAAGGUUUACCCUGCGUGAACUGUUAGUUGCUACAGAUAACUUUAGCAAUAAAAAUGUAUUGGGUAGAGGUGGUUUUGGUAAAGUGUAUAAAGGACGUUUAGCCGAUGGCAAUCUAGUGGCUGUGAAAAGGCUAAAAGAAGAACGUACCAAGGGGGGGGAACUGCAGUUUCAAACCGAGGUUGAGAUGAUCAGUAUGGCCGUUCAUAGGAACUUGCUUCGGCUUCGUGGCUUUUGCAUGACUCCAACUGAAAGAUUACUUGUUUAUCCCUACAUGGCUAAUGGAAGUGUUGCUUCGUGUUUAAGAGAGCGUCCUGAAGGCAAUCCACCACUUGAUUGGCCAAAAAGAAAGCAUAUUGCUCUGGGAUCAGCAAGAGGGCUCGCGUAUUUACACGAUCACUGUGACCAGAAAAUCAUUCACCGGGACCUCAUCACUGGACAGAAAGCUUUCGAUCUUGCUCGGCUUGCAAAUGAUGAUGAUAUCAUGUUACUCGACUGGGUGAAAGAAGUGUUGAAAGAGAAGAAGUUGGAAAGCCUUGUAGACGCAGAGCUUGAAGGAAAGUACGUGGAAGCAGAAGUGGAGCAGCUGAUUCAAAUGGCUCUGCUCUGCACUCAAAGUUCUGCAAUGGAACGUCCAAAGAUGUCAGAAGUGGUGAGAAUGCUGGAAGGAGAUGGUUUAGCUGAGAGAUGGGAAGAAUGGCAAAAGGAGGAGAUGCCAAUACAUGAUUUUAAUUAUCAAGCCUAUCCUCAUGCUGGCACUGACUGGCUCAUCCCCUAUUCCAAUUCCCUUAUCGAAAAUGAUUACCCCUCAGGUCCAAGAUAACCUUUAAGAAAGGGUCAUUUCAUGU
Messenger RNA from Arabidopsis arenosa, 1751 nucleotides. The record is from the annotation of a GenBank genome assembly. Lineage: Eukaryota; Viridiplantae; Streptophyta; Magnoliopsida; Brassicales; Brassicaceae.